AUGAAUAAAGUCGUGAGAAAGAAAGUAUUAUUAAUGGGAAGAAGUGGUUCAGGGAAAACUUCAAUGAGAACAAUUUUAUUUUCCAAUUAUUUACCAACACAAACAAGACAAUUACAAGUAACAAUUGAUGUUAAUCAUUCUCAAAUUUCAUUUCUUGGGAAUUACACAUUAAAUUUAUGGGAUUGUGGUGGACAAAAACAAUUUAUGGACAUGUAUUUAGGAGCACAAAAAUCACAAACAUUUAAAAAAGUUGAGGCAUUGAUUUAUGUCUUUGACGUUACAAGUGAAACAUUUGAUAAAGAUAUUCAAGAAUAUAGAGCAGUAUUAGAACGAUUAUAUGAAUACUCUCCAGAUGCUAAAUUAUUUACUUUAAUACAUAAAAUGGAUGUUUUUGAAGAAGAUGAAAAAGAUUAUCAAUAUUUACAAAAAGAAGGUAAAAUUAAAUUAGUGUCAAAGCCUUUUAGAGUUGUCAGUUAUCCAACUUCAAUUUAUGAUGAUACAUUAUAUUCAGCAUGGAGUGCAAUUACAUAUAGUCUUAUUCCAAUGAUUACAGAAGUUGAAGAUAAAUUAAAUUCAUUUUGUAAUUUUAUAGAAGCAGAUGAAAUUGUUGUAUAUGAAGCAAGUAGUUUAUUAGUAAUAAGUUAUUCUUCAAGAGUAGAAUUUGAUGAGUCUAGAAGAUUUGAAAAUAUAUCAACCAGUAUUAAAAGUUUUUAUCAUAGUUGUACUGACUUAAAGAAAACACAAUUUAAAAAUAUUAGAGUUGAAUUACCUGAUAAAAAAGUAUAUUUUGAUACAUUUACUUCAAGCACUUUUAUUAUGGUAAUAUUUUCAAAUCCUUGUUUAACUUUUACUAAUGUUGCAAUGAACGUUAAGGCAAUUAGAAAUAAAUUUGAAGAUUUAAUUGGUUUCAAAGGAGAUGACUAUUAA
Molecule: messenger RNA, 927 nt
Organism: Entamoeba histolytica HM-1:IMSS
Lineage: Eukaryota; Evosea; Mastigamoebida; Endamoebidae
Product: GTP-binding protein, putative
Exons: 3
Coding region: 1-927 (308 amino acids)
Biological process (GO): positive regulation of TOR signaling; cellular response to amino acid stimulus; regulation of autophagy
Cellular component (GO): nucleus; Gtr1-Gtr2 GTPase complex; lysosome
Molecular function (GO): GTP binding; GTPase activity
Source: RefSeq, a predicted model, not a curated record